This is a messenger RNA of Rhodotorula graminis WP1, 1119 nucleotides long. RefSeq lists its product as uncharacterized. Bases 1 to 1119 code for a protein of 372 amino acids. The record is from RefSeq and is a predicted model, not a curated record. NCBI's taxonomy places the organism in Eukaryota, Fungi, Basidiomycota, Microbotryomycetes, Sporidiobolales, Sporidiobolaceae. Gene Ontology annotation, molecular function: protein binding. The transcript has 2 exons.
AUGAGCGCCGACGAAGCUGCACCGGCGUCGCCCAUCAGCCGGCUCCCCGUCGAGCUCCUCGACGCCAUUCUCGCCAAGGUCGACGAGCCGUUCGGCCUGCUCUCGCCGGCCGAGAGGGACGUGCGGCUCGCGACACUCGUCGCAGCGUCGCGCGUCUCGCGCUUGUGGCACGCCGUCGUCCAUCCGCUCUUGUACCGGCAGGUCGAGCUUGACGGCGGCGGGACCGGGCAGCGACGCGACCACGGCGCUCUCGUUAAGACCUUGUGGGUCAGCUCGGUGAGGCUACACGCGUUCAGCCCGCUAUACGAACUGUACGAGCUGUAUCCGCACGCCGAGGAAGUGAAGCUCGACGGUCGCGUCACGGAGUACCUCAAUUUUCUCGUCCUCUGCAGCAACCUCCGCACCCUCCUCCUCGAGCACGUCCAACCCAUUCUCAACGCGUCGUCCUCGUUCUCCCAUCUCACGACGCUCAGCUUUCGCCGAGUUCGGCUCGAUCUUUACCACCCACUCGGCCGUAACCUCCUCGACACGACGCACUUCCCCGCGCUCCGCCACCUCGCCCUCCUCACCUGCACCCCUCACGAGGAGCACCCCCUAAACUCGCCCUCGCCGCACAUCCCGUACCUCUCGCCCGACCUCCUCGCCCAGCUCGACGAGCUCCUCCUCGACGCCGUCGACCACGAGCUCAUCACGACGGCGCACGUCCCGUCGUUCGACCGGUCGACCGGGCCUCGCGUCGCCUGGCGCGUCGACGUCGGGAGCUCGAGCCCUUCGACGACGCUCCCCUUCCGGCACGACGUUCUGCCUGUCGAGCACCUCGUCGUCACGGUACGGCAUGACGAGAAGCUCGACAAGACCAAGCACCGCCGUCGGCUCCUGCGCGACGUCGCCGAGGUCCUCGAGGGAACGGCGAGCGCUCGGGCCGUCGCCAUGCCCGCCGUGCUGUGGCGCUCGGCGCCGGCGAGCGCGUCCAGCUCCCGAACCGCCUGGAUCAAAGACCACAUCUCGCAGCUGUGCGAGCGGCGCGGGAUCGUGCUCGAGACGUACGAGCGGGCGCGGCUCGAGCGGGCGCCGAGGGUCGGCGGCGACGGCGAGGCGAGACGGUCGGGCGUCGAGUAG